Molecule: messenger RNA, 1026 nt
Organism: Stegodyphus dumicola
Lineage: Eukaryota; Metazoa; Arthropoda; Arachnida; Araneae; Eresidae
Source: RefSeq, a predicted model, not a curated record
ACCUUUCUUUCAGAAUUAUAAUUGUGUUCGUAAUAUUAAGCUUCGCUAUUUGGAGCUGUAUAAUAAUUUACUGCAUAUACCAGAAAUGCAAACCAAAAACCGACAGAGGAGAGAGUAACCAUGUGGAGGAAAGCAGCGGGAGCAGAUAUCCAGCUUUUGACAUUCAAGGGGAUCUCAGCCGCGUUUCUGAGCGACCGUUCACUGUAACGGAGAGGAUGGAAGCUCCACCAUCUUACGAAGAAGCGAUUAAGCAUGAUGCAUUUCGUGGGUAUUCACUUUGUACAACAAGUGACGUCAUCCACGAAACCCAAAGACCAAAUUCGAACGAAAGCUCAAACUUUACUGAAGUCCUGCCAGAGAAUCCUGUUUCCCCGACCUACAACCAACCUACCUCAUCUCAGGAAGUACCAGCAUCAACGUCAGGUUGCAGCAGUUAUCAAGCUAAGAGUGGCGCUAGUAAUAAUUGUGCUUCUAAUCCCCUCACGACCAUAAGCGAAGAAUUUGAUGAAUACGAUGCCACGAAUCAACCGCUGACCGUCGUCAUUGACUCUAUAGGUGUUCAUUCAGCUCGCCUUCUGAACGACUGUGAUACUUCCGUCCAACUGCCCAAAACUGAUGAGCUUACGUCAGAUUCGAAAUGCUGAAAGAUAUACAUAUAACUAUUUAUAUUAUAAUGAUAUUCAGAUAAAUUAUAUGUAGCUUCUGAAAUGUGAAUUUCAAAUACUUCAUGAACUUCUGGUCUCAUACAGAUGUCAUAUUACGUGGAUUCGGCAUCUAUUCAUUGUGUCUGACAGACAAAAUGAGUUAAUGUUUUCCUUAAUUUGCAAAACAUUGUAAUGAAAGAAAAUAUGUACAUACUGCAAAUGAAACAAAAAUACGUACUUCAAAUACUUAUUACAUACUACAAAUGCGUAGAUAUUUGAAAAUACAGACGUACAAAACGUUUAAGAAUAUAUCUGUAGAAUUCUAAGUUAGUCGUCGCCAUUUUUAAAAAAGGCAUCAGUAAAAUAAAGUAUAUUUUGUGAA